Molecule: messenger RNA, 789 nt
Organism: Chenopodium quinoa (quinoa)
Lineage: Eukaryota; Viridiplantae; Streptophyta; Magnoliopsida; Caryophyllales; Amaranthaceae
Exons: 1
Coding region: 1-789 (262 amino acids)
Source: RefSeq, a predicted model, not a curated record
AUGCCAUCAUGUACAUUUGACGGUAAAGGGGAUCCCAAGAAAUAUGUGGCGGCUUUUGAGAGCCACAUGUUGCUAUACACCGAUACCGAUGCGGUAUGGUGCAAAGUCUUUCCGACAACCUUGGCUGGAGUAGCCUCGGACUGGUUCUCCAAUUUGGAGCCAGGCUCUAUUAACUGCUUCGAGACCCUGGUGGAGUUGUUCACGGGCCAGUACAUAAGCAACAACGCAAGGCAAAGGACAUCUAGUGAACUUAUGGUCGUCCAGCAGCGGAAAGAUGAAUCGCUUAAAGACUUCAUUAAGCGCUUCAAUAACGAAGCUAAUACCAUACCAAAAUUGCAGCAAGUAAUUGCCGUGAUGGCCUUGAUGAAUGGUUUGGGUGACAACGACUUCAAAAAAUACAUGGCACAAAAGUCUUUCUCGAAUUUGGGGGUAGCGUUUGGCAAAGCUCACGAAUCUAUAAAGAGUGAGGAGCUACUGAAAACAAGCCGCCAGAUAGCGUCGCCAGAACCCUCUAGGAGACAGAACGACAAUAUUCCAAGCACCCAGGCAAGUGGGGUAAAUAGAUUGCAGCAGCAAAAUCAGCAAAGAUCUGGAAGGCCGGCAAGGGGCUUGGGCCGUUACAGUAGUUAUACGCAGUUGAAUUCACCGAGAGCAACAAUAUACUCUAUCAACCAGAAUAAGGAAGACUGGAGUCGACCGGCGCCCAUGAUAACAAAGGGCCGAGAUGUUAAGAAAUACUGCAUGUUUCAUAGAGACGUCGACCACUAUACCGAGGAGUGUAUUCAGUGA